GCCGGAGAUCCAGCACCCUGAAGCGCGUUGAGGGGAACUCUGUUCAGAGGUUCUUUUUCUCCGAGGCACUUUCCGGCUUUCUCGGAAAAGCCGACAGAAACGCCCGCCGUCCAACUUCGGGUGUAGCUCCACUCGUGGUUCCGGUCUUCGGUUCGCGAGGUCGGAAAAGUCUCGUCGCUCGCGGCUGCGCUUCAAAUGCGGGCCGCACUCCAGGGCCGUUUUCUGUCUUUUAUGCCACGUAAAACUUUCAUUCCUUUUCCCUGUUCCUCCCCUUCUAGGACGAUCCCUCAUUCAACUUUUCCUCAGUUUCUACGCCUCUCCUCUCGGCUUCCAAACGCGCUGUGGCUCGUCUCUGCGCCUCUCGGAGCCCCGAAGCCUCAAGGCGACAUGCAGAACGCCUGGAACGAACGCGAAAAAAAGGAACAAAUGACGCAGCGGAGCGAGGGGAGAAAAAAGAGUCUUCAGAUUCCUGAACUGUCCACGUCACCAGAGAUCUACAACUGCCUUCUUCCUCUCGCCCUCCUCUCCACCCUCCACCAUGACACCCCCUUCUUCUUCUUCUUCUCCUCCUCCUCGCUCUUCUUCUUCUCCUCACUCUUCUAGUGUGGAUUUCUCUGUGCCUCCGCCUCCAACUGUGUCCAGAGAGCGAGCAGAGGCGCUGCAGGCGUCUCUCCGCUUUUCCCUGCUGCAUGCAGACGGCCGCGCGCGGUGCAGCAUCGUCCACCUGCCGCACGGCGACGUACGUACACCGAUUUUCAUGCCUGUGGGGACGUACGGAACGCUGAAGGGAUUGAAUGCGCGUCUCCUCCAGCUCAUCCACGAGGAGACUCUGCGGGAGGAGCGGCGCAGCGGCUGUCGCGGGAGAUUCGCAGGUAGUUCGCCUCCUGGGGACGCGCCGUCCGUGGCUGUGACGGACGCCGAGAAAGUCGGCAAGGAACCUGCAGAACUCCCCAUUACUAGGGACGCAAGUCUGAACGUCUCAGAACCGUCCAAAGUGCGAAGGGAGGACGCUUGUUGUCUCUCGUCUGCCUUCCCGUCGGCGCCUGUCUCUCCAGAAAAUCGCUCCUCCUACCUCACCCACGAAUGCCUCCGGACACCGCGAUCUCGGAACUCGUUUCCUCUCAUCUUCUCUCCCGCUCACCCUCCUCCGUCCUCUAUUCCUUCUUCUUCUCCUCCUUCUCCGUCUUCUCUCUCUCCUUCUGCCGCUGCAGACGCAGUUUCUGUUGAGGAGCAGAACGCGUCUGCGAGUUCGACUGCAGAGGAGGCCGCUGCGUCUGAGGCGUCGCGGUUUGAGGCUUCGCCGGCAAAGGCCUUGAACUGCGCGGCGGUCCUGCCGCCGGCCUCGUUCUCGCCGAUCAUUCUGGGCAAUACAUUUCACCUGUACAGACACAUUGGCGUCGAGCGAAUGGAGGCCGCCGGUGGGCUGCACCGCUUCAUGGGAUGGGGGCGAAACCUCCUGACCGACAGCGGAGGAUUUCAGAUGGUCUCCCUCUUGAAAAUCAUCGCGGUUCGGGAGGAAGGCGUCGCCUUCGCUGCCUCCUCCCUCGGCCUCCGCCGAAAGGCUCGGAAACAGAGGAGGCUGGACGCCGCCGACCGAAGAGCAGAGAGCGAACAAGAUGCGCCGGCGCUGGUGGCAGGAGAAGAAGAGAAGGAAGAGAGGGGAGAAGAAGAGAAAGAAGAGAGGGGAGAAGAAGAGAAGGAAGAGAGGGGAGAAGCGGAGGGAGAGGACGAAGGCGGAACGCUGCUUCUGACUCCGGAGAAGUCAAUUCACAUGCAGAACGCCAUGGGAAGCGACAUCAUCAUGCAGCUCGACGACGUCGUAUCUUCCACCACUCCGGACCCUAUACGCGUGGAGGACGCCAUGCUUCGUUCUCUUCGGUGGCUCGAUCGCUGCAUCGCUGCGCACAAACGCCCGCGCGACCAGGCGCUCUUCGGCAUCGUCCAGGGAGGCCUCGACCCGCGGAUGAGACAAGUCUGUCUCAGAGAAAUCAAGAAGCGCCCCCUUCCUGGAUUCGCGAUUGGCGGCGUCAGCGGCGGCGAAGCGAAAGAAGACUUUUGGAAGACAGUGGAACUGAGCACGAGACCAGGUGUGGGCCUUCCCGAGAACAAGCCGCGGUAUCUGAUGGGCGUCGGCUAUCCCCUCGACAUCGUCGUUUGCGUCGCGCUUGGCUGCGACAUGUUCGACUGUGUGUACCCCUGUCGGACGGCGCGCUUCGGCACCGCCCUCGUUCGAGAGCAGGGUGGCGUCCUCAGGAUCAAGCAGACAAAGUACAAGCUGGACCUCAGGCCUCUGGACGCCACCUGCGGCUGCUACACCUGCCGCAACUACACGCGCGCCUUCCUCCACGCGUCUUUUGGGAAAAUGCCCUCAGUGUCUCAACUGCUCACCAUCCACAACCUCUUUUUCAUGCAGUCCCUCUGCCUCGACAUGCAGAGAGCGAUUGCUGCAGGGACGUUCCCUGCCUUCGUUCGUUCCUUCCUUCUUCAACUCUUUCCUCCCGCCGACAGAGACCGCGCAGAGAAGAGGGGAAGAAAGGCAGAAGCAACCGGAGAGAAGAGUGAUGGGGGGUGCGAACAGCCGAGCCUCGAAGAGCACAAGAGCAAAGGGCAGCGGGGGUUGAAGGCGGAGGCGAAACCGCGCGAGUGUGGAACUGCCUCGCCUUUCCACGGCGCCAACGGGGAAUGCAGAAAUCUGUCGACUCCGCCCUCCUGGGUCCGAGACGCGCUGCGAGCUGCAGGAAUUGGAAUCGACGAUCUGUACCCCGCUCCUGAAAAGGACUAGCGGCGAAAUAGAACGCGGCCUCGCCGGUGGCGCAGCGCUUACACGGCGGCAGACCGACUCUCGCCUCUUGUGCAGGUCAAAAGGCGCUCCUGGAGAAGAUCCGAACGGCCGCUGGGAGUUACACCGAUCUCAGAGUCAGGAAACGGGGGACGGGGCAGGAGGAAGGGAGAGCGACGCAGCUGGAAAAGAAGGACGAAGAAACCUGGUAAUAAUGCUUGUCAAGUUCCUUGUAUCUAUUUAGCUCUCACAUGGAAUAGAUUUAAAGUAUCUCCGAACAUAUCUUUACUAUAGAAGACGUGACACUGAGAGGACGCGGACGGCGACUCAUGCAUCCACUGGAGAGAUCGCGGUGGGGAGGAGAGAAAAAAGAGCAGCGGGAAGCAAGAAGGCAGCAAAUGUGGAGGAAAGAGCAACAGAAGCUGAAGAAACACCGCACAGGUUGUGCAGCAAGUGAGGGGCUCGGGUCGAAUGCCUUUUCAACACCGGAUGCAAGGCUGAAAAACACCAUUCGGAUAUUCUCGCCGCUUUCUGCCCAGCUGCGAAGCGAGCAGACGAAAGUAAACGUGCAGGAGAAAGAAGUGCGAGACAGGACAAGACCGUCGAUUGGCUUUCACGAGGGCAAACGGAGCGGCGCCUAUUGCCGGUCCGGUGUAUGUACACCCCCCUUCUCGCGGCUGAGACCGCUCCGGUGUAUGUACACCCCAGAAGUGGCGGCUGGGAAGACGUCUAGGCAUGGUCUUUUAUCGCAUUUGCCUCUGGUAGGAACUGAACCGGUUUCUUUUUUCGACGUUGUCCGAAAGUGUACAAUACAAGAUUGUUGGUCUUUCGCUUCUUGUACGAGCAGCAUUUGAAUCGACAUUGGUGUCUUUGUGAAACAACGACAAGACUGGUGAUCUGAGCGUCCAGAGAGCUUUCAGCGGGUGGAAACAUCGUCGUAUUUCCGCUCGUUUCUGAGAGACGAGUAAUUUUUCAUGCUCCC
Molecule: messenger RNA, 3761 nt
Organism: Toxoplasma gondii ME49
Lineage: Eukaryota; Apicomplexa; Conoidasida; Eucoccidiorida; Sarcocystidae
Product: queuine trna-ribosyltransferase domain-containing protein
Exons: 6
Coding region: 539-2782 (747 amino acids)
Cellular component (GO): cytosol
Molecular function (GO): tRNA-guanosine(34) queuine transglycosylase activity
Source: RefSeq, a predicted model, not a curated record